Messenger RNA from Gloeophyllum trabeum ATCC 11539, 3490 nucleotides. RefSeq lists its product as uncharacterized. Gene Ontology annotation, molecular function: proton-transporting ATPase activity, rotational mechanism. Lineage: Eukaryota; Fungi; Basidiomycota; Agaricomycetes; Gloeophyllales; Gloeophyllaceae. The transcript is spliced from 13 exons. The record is from RefSeq and is a predicted model, not a curated record. Bases 1 to 3186 code for a protein of 1061 amino acids. Gene Ontology annotation, biological process: protein folding in endoplasmic reticulum; proton transmembrane transport. Gene Ontology annotation, cellular component: cytoplasm; membrane; proton-transporting V-type ATPase, V0 domain.
AUGUCUGACCUGUGUCCAGUUUACGCCCCCUUUUUCGGUGCAAUGGGCUGCACUAGCGCCAUUGUCUUUACAUGCAUAGGAGCGAGCUAUGGUACCGCCAAGUCUGGUGUUGGUAUCUCCGCCAUGUCAGUGCUGCGGCCUGACUUGAUGAUGAAGUGUGUCGUUCCCGUUAUUAUGGCUGGUAUCAUUGCUAUCUACGGACUCGUCGUCUCGGUGCUCAUUUCCGGUGGCUUGGAGGUGCAAAUGACCCUGUUCCAAGGCUUCAUUCAACUUGGUGCUGGCCUGUCAGUCGGUCUCGCUGGUCUCGCUGCUGGUUUCGCCAUUGGUAUCGUCGGAGAUGCUGGUGUGAGGGGAACUGCGCAACAACCUAGGCUUUUCGUCGGCAUGAUUUUGAUCCUCAUUUUCGCCGAAGUUCUGGGUCUUUAUGGUCUCAUCGUCGCUCUGAUUAUGAACACGAGGGCCUCCCAGGUCAACCCUGGCAUCCUGAGUUCCGCGCCGCCGAAGACCGUCAACGAUCCCUUUCGUGCUAUAUCACUUCAAGUGCCUAAGGAACCGGAGCCUCCGGUGUGCUGCCUGAAACCUCUAUCUCGGCUGGAACCUGUAGAGGAAGAGCUGCUACUUUCUUUCGAGGAGUGGAAGGCGAAACGUUCCUCGCAGGAGCAGGAGGCGGCGCACCGACCGCGCUCCACGGGAGGGGCAAACGGGACUUCCAGAGGUUCUGGCUCGGAGCAUGGAGCGGAGUCCUCGUCUUCAGAUUCUUCAGUGCCCUCAGCAGCUGGCUCAAGUAUCCAGGAGGCUGGAGAUGCAAGUAAUGUGCCCCAGGACAUGCUGCCACCGCACUUCAGAGUCCCCAUCACGGAUAGGUUUAACUACGCUAGCAUGGACUGCUCCGCCCGGGUGCACACCGCGCACAGGUCUGCGAAGUCCCCUCAUAAUAUCUUGUCGUCAAAGAAAGAUAGGUACAUGCUCAGCCCGUGCGCGAAGCCGGACGGGGAGAAGCAGUUCGUGGUGGUCGAGCUUUGCGAUGAUAUCCGGAUAGACACUGUCCAGCUAGCCAACUUCGAGUUCUUCUCGGGGGUGUUCAAGGACUUCACGGUUAGCGUGGCGAAGACGUAUACGACGGAUGCGUCGGAAGGGUGGACGUAUGCUGGGACCUACAGGGCGAAGAAUGUACGCGGUGUUCAGUCAUUCCACCCUCCGACCUCCUUACGGGAUUUCUAUCGCUAUAUCCGGAUAGACUUCCACUCGCACUACGGCAAUGAGUACUACUGCCCCAUGUCUCUUCUUAGAGUGUAUGGCCUGACACAUCUGGAAGAAUUCAAGUGGGAUAUAUGGGCUCAGCAGGCCGAGGCUGAGGCCAAGGCGAAAAGGGCAGCCAUGGAAGAGGCAGUGGCCGCGUCCACUCAGUCUCAGGAAUUACCCCAGCCCGCGGAGCGACCGAGGGAAGAGACCGUAGCGUCUGCAAACGUCUCCACAUCCCAAAGGCAGAGUACUCCACAAUCCACUACCCAUGAGUCACCUUCCACACAGAGUACCGAAGUAUCCGCAGGCCCAUCCACAGUCGAAUCAGAUACUUCGGCACGGACAGCUCCGGAUUCAUCCAACACUCAUUCGACGCCUAUUCGGCAUGAGGCUAUGGAGUCAGAUACCGAAGAGGCUGGGACGUCCCUUGGCCAUCACUCUACUGAUACGGCUGGUCCGAAAGAAACUGCUGACCAUCCUAUAGCUGCUGGUCUAAGAUCGAGCACGUCUGCAUCUUUACACAACACCCACAAUACAGUAACGAAUCGCGAUACACCAGUGCAACAGUCGGCAGCUGUCCCGCCUUUGGAUGCUACCCCCACUUCCGUGGGAUCGUCCUCACCACCCGCAAAUUAUUCGGGUGCCUCUCCAGAGACCAGAACGUCACAAUCAAAUGGCAACGGCUCUAUCUCGAACACCUCGUCCUCUUCGACGUCUGUGCCCACCGUGGUUGCCAGCCCGUCGACAGCCACGGUAGUGUCGCUGUCACCGGUACCGCCGGCUUCGACAGGGGGCGAAUCAAUUUAUAGGAUAAUCAUGAACCGACUGAGCGCCUUGGAGGGCAACACAACUCUUUAUGCGAGAUACGUGGAGGAACAGACCGCUGCUAUACGCGAAGUCCUGAGGAGACUCGGAGAAGACGUCGGGAGACUCGAGGGUAUUGGGAAAGCGCAGGCGCAGACGUAUCAACGAUCAAUGCACGAGUUCGACAGGUAUAGACGGAAGUUGGAGAUAGAACACGGUGAAUUAUUAUCGCGGGUGAAUUAUCUAGCAGACGAGGUUGUGCUGGAAAAGCGGCUCGGGAUCGCGCAGCUUUGCUUGCUCCUCGCUGUGCUCGUAUUUAUGUCACUGACGAGAGGCUCUAGAGUGGAGGGCAUGAUUGACCACCGAGCCGCUGCUAUGUUAGACGGCAUAUCUAGGUCAUCCUCCAUGAGGGACUGGGGUAGGCGGACGCUCAGUUUCAGCGGUGAUUGGGUCAGCCGUUUCAAGGCCAAAGACCCUGCUCAUAGCACCCCUGGCCUAAGCAAUUCUUCCAGGAAGCACGCAGAUGGAAAGAUUCAAUUCCCUUCACGUUCGACCCCUCCGCAAAAUGAGAACAUCAAGCCUAGUCGGAAAGCAGAGAGUGACCGACCACACAAAACUGGCGGUCGACCUCAUACUCCUACGUCACUUCGAACGCCCGGCAGUAGAUAUCUUAUCCAUCGAAGACCGCUGACUCCUACUGGCAACUCCUCGCCUCGUCCUCUCAUACAGCGAUCUAAUUCGCAAGGCACACCUCAUGGCUUCGCCUUGGUUGGCCCUGUACCGAAGUCGGCCAAGCGGUGGGCAAGGACGGCUCAUUUGCACGAAGUCAAGACGCCAGGAAGGACCAAAGAGCAAGUCUCCGAUGCAUCACAAGAUACUAAUGGAGAUGGCGGACCAAGAACAAAUGGUAUGGAGGACGACUUUUCCCGCAGAUCAAACCACGAUCGACUAGGGGUCGACGAAGCACAAGCCCGGGUUUCGCGGAUGCCAUCUCCUUUACGCAUCUCCUCGACGGAAGACUCGCCUGGCCACGAUACAAGACAGAAUUCCGAGACCGAUGCAGAUGCGUGGAUCGAUACGGAUAUGGACGGCUCAGAACUUGACGUCAACCCAGGUCAAGACGUGGACGUCUUCGCCUAAAACGCCGCUCGGACCGUAUCCACUCCGUCAAGAGAACCAUUAUGUACACAGAGCAAAUCAUCUGGCAUGGGUUCUCCAAUCCCAGGCUUCUCCGGAAGCGUUCUUCAGUUCGUUUAUCUCCCUCCAUCUCACCUACGGCAUUCGCACGCACUACCCUCGCAUUGGACUUGGACCAGCAUGGUACAUACACUUGUUUAUUAGCAUUGCAUUUCAUGGAACUAUCGAGACCGUUUAUGUACAGUAGCAUGAGCGAUUUACACGGAGAGGGUCACAGGGGCGCUCUAUAUCCGCUGACCAACCUGAA